Photinus pyralis (common eastern firefly) is the source of this 3125-nucleotide messenger RNA. Its product is annotated as aminopeptidase N-like. Gene Ontology annotation, cellular component: cytoplasm. The transcript has 12 exons. Bases 88 to 2802 code for a protein of 904 amino acids. The record is from RefSeq and is a predicted model, not a curated record. Gene Ontology annotation, molecular function: peptide binding; metalloaminopeptidase activity; zinc ion binding. Gene Ontology annotation, biological process: peptide catabolic process; proteolysis. NCBI's taxonomy places the organism in Eukaryota, Metazoa, Arthropoda, Insecta, Coleoptera, Lampyridae.
UUUUAAAAUCAUUACCAUAAAACUUUAACAACUAUUGAAAUCUCUGUUUUAAGCAGUAAUACAGUGGCGUUAAAUAUUGAUGUGAACAUGCAGAACAGUAUUAUAAUGUGGUUUAUACUGUUAUCCUCUUCUGGAACAUCAACUGCGGCCUAUGAAAUCAGGCUACCUCAAACUUUAAUACCCGAACGCUACAAUUUGAAGAUAGUUACUGACCUAAAAACUUUUACCUUUUCUGGAAUCGUUUGGAUUCACGUAAACUGCAUUAACGAAACGAAUCGGGUCGUUCUUCAUUCAAAGGGAUUGACCCUAAACACCAAACGAAUCAUCGUAAAAAAUGCUAAGGCUAACGCUGGGGAUACACUGAAGGCAACCAAUUUUUCGUUUUAUAAGGAAAAUGAUUUUUUUGAAAUUUUACUAGACAAACCCGUUCGGAUGGAACAAAGAUAUGAAAUAUUUAUACCUUUCAACGGAACAUUGGGUUCAAGUUUGAGCGGCUAUUACAGGAGCAGUUACAACAACACAAGAAAGGGUAGAAAAAAAUGGUUAUCGGUGACGCAGUUUGAGCCAAUCUUCGCUCGAAAUGCCUUUCCGUGUUUUGAUGAACCCGCAAUGAAGGCGUCCUUUAAAAUCAGUCUCGGCAGAAGAAGAAGGUACAGUAGUAUCAGCAACAUGCCACUUCUUAAAACUGAAGCUAUGAGAAAAAAACCGGGAUGGUUUUGGGACCAUUUUGAGGAAUCGGUUCCGAUGUCUACGUAUCUCGUAGCAUUCGUCGUGUCAGACUUUGAAUUCGAGCAGUUUGCUGUAAACGGCAAUAGUACAACGUUUAGAAUAUGGGCUAGGAGUAGUGCCAUCAACCAGGUUCAAACGGCCAAGAAUUUUGGUCCUAGUGUGUUGAAUUUUUUUGAAGAAUAUUUUAAUAUCCCAUAUCCAUUGCCCAAACUAGAUAUGAUUGCUGUCCCGGAUUUUGGUGAAGCCGCAAUGGAAAAUUGGGGGUUAAUAACAUUUAGGGAAUCCUAUUUACUCACCGAGAAUGUACGGCACGGUGUUGGGAUUAUUGAACCUACUAUUGCACACGAAGUCGCACACCAGUGGUUCGGUAACUUGGUAACAAUGAAAUGGUGGACGGAUAUAUGGCUAAAUGAAGGAUUUGCAACGUACAUGGCUACGAUCGCGUUGCAUUAUAUUUAUCCGGAAUAUGGCACUUUAGUACGCAACACUUUAACAACGUUACUUACUGUUUUUCGUCAAGAUUCUUUAAAAUCGUCUCAUCCGGUAUCAGUCCCUGUAGAAGAUCCAAGAGAUAUUACCCAAAUUUUUGAUUCGAUAUCUUACACAAAAGGUGCAAUUCUUCUGCACAUGAUAUCGAACUUUCUUUCUGAAGAUACUUUCAAGAAGGGCGUAACUCAUUAUUUAAACAAACAUAAAUUCGAGAAUGCAGAACAAAACGAUCUGUGGCAAGCUUUGACUGUGCAAGCACACAAGGACCAAGUUUUACCGCCACAUCUAACCAUUGGAGAGAUUAUGGAUACAUGGUCCCUACAAGUUGGUUAUCCAUUGGUUACGGUGACGAGAGAUUAUCAAUCAAAUUCAGCUGUACUUAAACAGGAGCGAUUUAUUUUGGACACCGAAGAAAGAGACAACACAUCAUGCUGGUGGAUACCAAUUACGUACACCACGGAGCAACAGAUAAAUACCACUUACUCUGGAACACAUUCUUGGAUGGAAUGCCCAUUAAAAACAGAAAUAAUAAACAACCUACCGGAUAAAAAUCAGUGGAUAUUAUUUAAUUUGAAUACCUCAGGACUUUACAGGGUUAAUUACGACGAACACAAUUGGAAGCUUUUAAUAGCGGCACUAAAAAGUAAAUCACACGGAAAUAUUGGUCUUUUUAAUCGAAUUCAGCUCAUUGAGGAUUCCGCCGCAUUGGCAUGGGCGGGAAAAUUGCAUUAUAGCGUAUUUUUUGAUGUCCUUAGCUAUCUAGAAAAUGAGUCAGAUGCUAGAGUCUGGGGAAUGGCAAACUUCAAUUUAGAGAUAUUGGGUAAAUUGGUCAUGAGAACAUCGGUUUUCGGUACAUUUAGGGAGUAUAUGAAGAGACAUCGCCAAAUUCAUAACAAAACAAAGGGUGAACAACACGCAAUGGUUGCACCUGCGAUCGAAAGAUUUUGUGCCUAUAACAAGGAUGAUUGCAUUAAAGACUCCCGUCGUUUAUUUGAGCAAUUGAUGAAAGAUCCAAUUAAAAACCCAGUACCACCAAAAAACCAACCAAUAGUCUACUGCAAUGCUCUCAAACAUGGCGAGGAAUCCGAAUGGAACUUCCUUUGGAAUCUUUAUAAGACUUCAAACUCGGCGAGUGAACAAUCUUUAAUACUAAACAUUCUGGGCUGUACCCGAGAAGUAUGGUUACUAGAAAGGUAUUUGGAUUGGGCCAUAGAUCCUUCGUCGGAAAUUCGAAAACAAGAUGUCGCAAAGGUGUUCGGUUCCGUUGUCGCUACCGAAAUUGGAUAUUACGUAGCGAAAAACUUUCUUUGGAAGCGUAUGGAGGAUAUACACAAUUAUAUUGGAGGUAGCAGCUUUGCAGUAUCAGAACUUAUACAACGUCUUGCUCAACAAAUGAUUUACCAGGUAGAUUAUGAGGAGUUGAAAGAUUUCACACUUAAACAUAGUAAUUACUUCAUAGGCAGCCAGAAGGCAAUUACGCAAUCCUUAGAAACUGUUAAGCUACAAGUUCAGUGGCAUCAAACGCAUUUUGAGACCAUCGAAAAUAUUUUAUCGGUUUACAACGAAGAGACACUCAAAUAUUAGACUAAGUAAUUAGAUUUUUUAAUGUUAUUCGAUCCACAGCAAUUAAUCCGGCCACUGUAUUAUAUUUUACAUUUGAAGAAGCCUAUCCGUUCCGUUUACAGAUUCCAACCUUACCCUUCGUUCCACUUCUCACAAUAUCUCACGUGGAAUAACGUGCACAUAACUAAGCAAAUAAAUAGAUAAUAAAUUAAAAAAAUAAAUAAACACAAAUACAUAAAUAUAUAAUCAAGAGAUACUAAGAAAAGUAAGUUGGGCCGAUAGCAUCCUUGACCAUUCGACUGAUAGCGAGGAGAAUAAAAGUAAUAUAUUGUAACGUGAAUUAA